AUGAACAUCGAUUCUAUUUGCGUCAAGGAGUUUGACCCCAAAAUCACUACCGCACCGCAUAUUUUGCCUAUUUAUGCCACAUCCUCAUUCUGUUUCGACAACAUAGAUCAAGGCAUAGAAAUAUUCAACAACAUUGAGAGCGGCAACACCUAUUCGCGCUACAGCAACCCCACCGUCGAUGCCGUAGCCGCCAAAAUCGCACAGCUCGAAUCGCAUGGCUCACCCGACAUCCAAGCCGAUGCCAUACUCACCUCCUCAGGCAUGUCGGCUAUUUCUACCCUCGCCAUAGGCAUACUCCAAGCCGGCGACGCCAUACUCACCCAAGAAAACCUCUAUGGUGGCACCACCGAGCUCUUCCGCGGACUCCUCGAACCCCUCGGCAUCACCACCAUUUUCAUGAAUCUUCGCGACCUCCAAGCCGUAGAAGACGCCUUCCACAAACACUCCAACAUCCGUCUGCUAUACUUCGAAACGCCCUCCAACCCUACCCUCGCCUGCUUACCCAUACGCGAAUUGGCGGAGCUAGCCACUCGCCACGGCGCCCUCAGCUGCAUAGACAAUACCUUCGCCACGCCAUACCUGCAACAACCUUUGCGCCUAGGCGUCGAUCUCUGCGUACACAGUACCACCAAAUUUCUCAAUGGACACGGCAAUAGCAUAGCAGGCGCCAUCGUCGCCAAGGACAAAACCCUUCUCCGCAAAAAAAUAUGGAAUGCCAUGAAGCUCGCAGGCACCAACUGCAGCCCAUUUGAGGCCUGGCUCACGCACAAUGGGCUCAAAACCCUCGCCGUACGCAUGGAGCGCCAUUGCAAAAACGCACAAACCAUCGCCGAAUACCUCGAAAAUCACCCCAACGUAGCCAAAGUAAACUACCCUGGAUUGCCAUCGCACGCCGACCACGCCAUCGCGCGCGCGCAGAUGUCCGAUUUUGGUGCCAUGCUCAGCUUCGAGCUCAAAGGUGGCUUCGAUACCGGCGUUGCCUUCAUGAAUCGCCUGCGUUUCUGCACCCUCGCGCCCACGCUCGGCGACACCGACACCUUGGUGCUCCACCCAGCCUCCAGCUCGCACCUACGCGUGCCACCCGAGGUACGCCUGCGCAAUGGCAUCACCGAUGGACUCAUUCGCCUCUCGGUUGGCAUCGAAAAUGUGCAGGAUAUCAUCAAUGAUUUGGAGGGCGGGUUUUCUGAUAUGCCGUAG
Molecule: messenger RNA, 1197 nt
Organism: Darwinula stevensoni
Lineage: Eukaryota; Metazoa; Arthropoda; Ostracoda; Podocopida; Darwinulidae
Source: the annotation of a GenBank genome assembly